AUGACCCGCCAUCCGCUUCAACGCCUCGCGGCCCCCUCGCGGACCUUCUCCCUGGCCCUACACACGGCGGGCCUCGCGUCGUUCCUCAUGUCGUUCCGCUUCCUCAACGAGCUCCUGCACCCCAUCGCCCACGGCUUCGGCGGCAACUACCAGCACCUGACCAACAUCGGGCUGGCCCUGUCCUUCGCCACCUUCGUGGCCGCCGUGCUGGCCGACCUCACCCUCAGCCCGGCGCUCUUCCGGCUGAAGAACGUCCUCUCCGUCACGUCGGCCCCGCUCGAGGUGCUCAUCACGCUGCUGUACUGGGGCAUCCGCGCCGUCGACAAGAAGCUGCUCUUCCCGCCCGACUUUGAGCUCGCGCUGGUGCCGGAUCUCAGCUUUCAUCUUGCCCCCGCGGUGGCGCUGACGCUGGACUUGCUGCUGCUGAGCCCGCCGUAUACCGUCCCUGCGUAUGGCGCCAUGGCUAUCAGUAUGACCAUUGCGUUCCUGUACUGGGGGUGGGUGGAGUUUUGCUUUAGUUAUAACGGAUGGUAUCCGUAUCCCAUCUUCGCCGUCCUCGACACGGCCCAGCGAGUGGUCCUGUUUACCUUUUCGGCGUCUCUCAUGACUGGUAGCACCGUACUGCUGAAAUGGCUGUAUGGUCGCAUCAACGGGUACGGGAAGAUGGAGAAAGAGGCCCAUAAGCCGCUGAAGAAGGUCCAGUAGGGGAGGUAUCUUCGGGGGGCAUGCGACGUGCCGGGGCCUUGGUUUGUAGUUGUCUUUGUCGUUCGAAAGACCACCAGGGAGCACUUUGAUUGAAGACCAAGAUGGAAAGUUAGACAGCAUCACAGAGUAGCGCAGCCCACUGCAUCCUUCACAUGUCAUGACAUGACCUCAACAGCAGGCAUAGAUACUCGGUAAAGGUGGCACAUGAAUUUCACACAUAUAAGGAGGUUGUUCAGUUUAAGAAGGGAACCAGGUUUAGUAGCGUGUUACUACCGUACGUCCUACGUAUCGUUACCGUGAUACGGAUGAAGUAUCUCCAGUACGAAGUACAGACAAGUACGUAAGGUACCCCUGCAACUGAACCCCCCAUGCACCCCUAU
Sodiomyces alkalinus F11 is the source of this 1085-nucleotide messenger RNA. RefSeq lists its product as hypothetical. Gene Ontology annotation, cellular component: membrane; endomembrane system. Bases 1 to 705 code for a protein of 234 amino acids. The transcript is spliced from 2 exons. NCBI's taxonomy places the organism in Eukaryota, Fungi, Ascomycota, Sordariomycetes, Glomerellales, Plectosphaerellaceae. The record is from RefSeq and is a predicted model, not a curated record.